AUGACUGUUAAAUUGACUGUUAUGCUUUAUGACAGUUUAGCCAUAUUAGCAUUAGUAUUAGCAGAAGAAGCCCUUGAUACUAGAGAGGGUGAAGAUCUUAUAUUAAAAUGUCGUUUUAAUGAACAACAAAGAUCUUCAGAAUUCUCAUAUUAUUGGGCGAGAUGGACAACGAAUCCAGUAAAAUUCGAAAAUGUAGCUAUCGGUGAUAUACAAUUAAAUUCAAAUUACAGACUUGACUUUCGUCCUGACAAAGGUAUAUAUGAUUUACAAAUACGAAAUGUUUCGUAUAAUCGAGAUAAUGGUCGUUUUGAAUGUCGAGUUAAGGCACGUGGUACGGGUGCUGAUGUACAUCAAGAGCAUUAUAAUUUAACGGUUUUAACACCACCACAGCCACCAUUAGUUGCACCAGGUGCUAUAGCUGUAACAACAGAAGAUAAAAAGACAGAUUUAACAUGUAGCAGUAUAGGUGGAUCACCUGAUCCAAUAAUUCAUUGGUAUCGUGAUGGAAGCCCGGUACCUUUACAAGCACCAUUAAAUCGAGGUGGUUCAAAAGAUUUACACACAACUUCAACAUUAUCCGUAACACCAAGGCGUGAAGACGACGGUGCAAGAUAUAAAUGUGUGGUAUGGAAUCGAGCAAUGCCGGAAGGAGAAAAAUUGGAAACUACUGUAACUUUAAACGUUAACUAUUAUCCUAGAGUUGAAGUAGGACCAGCGAACCCACUACGUGUUGAACGUGAACGUACAGCCAAAUUGGAAUGUAAUGUUGACUCUAAGCCAAAAGUUUCGAACGUACGUUGGACGCGUGAAGGUACCGACGGUCGCACAGAUGGUCGUUAUAUCGGUUCGCAAUUUAUUCACUCUAUACAACGGGUUUCAGAACAAGAUGCAGGAAAAUAUAAAUGUACCGCAGAUAAUGGAUUGGGACGUACGGGUGAACAGGAAAUAUUUUUGGAUGUAUUAUAUGCACCAAGUGUUGUUAUUGAGUCUAAAACACGGGAAGCUGAAGAAGGCGCGCCUGUUAGCAUACGUUGUAAUGUAACAUCAAAUCCAAAACCUGUUACUAUUGAAUGGUUGAAAGAAGGUAGUCCAGAUUUUCGCUAUAAUGGUGAAGUAUUAAAUUUGGGUAGCGUAAGAGCAGAAAACGCUGGUAAUUAUGUAUGUAGGGCUGUUAAUAUUAUGGAACCAUUUGAUGGGAAACGUGUUGAACGUGUUGGUAAUUCAACUGUUGCCCUAUUAAUAAGACACCGACCCGGCCAAUCAUUUAUUACACCAAAUAAACCAAUAGUUCAUGUUGGAAAUGGUGUGACAUUAACAUGUUCUGCAAAUCCUCCUGGUUGGCCUGUACCACAAUAUCGUUGGUUUAGAGACUUAGACGGAGAAUUUACAGGAUCGAAUUCAAAAAUAUUAGCGCAAGGUUCACAAUAUAUCAUACCAAGAGCUCAUUUAGGUAGCGAAGGAAAGUAUCAUUGUCAUGCAGUAAAUGAAUUAGGAAUUGGAGAAAUGGCAACAAUUAUUUUAGAAGUCCACCAGCCACCACAAUUUUUAGCUAAAUUACAGCAGCAUAUGACAAGAAGAACGGGUGAUACAGAUUAUGCCGUUACGUGCAGUGCAAAAGCAAAACCUAAGCCAAGUGUAAGAUGGCUUAAAGAUGGGAGUGAAAUUUUGCCAGAAUUAAAUCUUUAUGAAGUUAAAACAAAUCCAAUUCAGGGUUCAAACGGUAUGGUUACAGUACAAAGUAUGUUAAAAUUUCAUGGUAAAGCCAGACCCAAUAACAACCAGUUGAUACCUGGUGAUCGUGGAAUGUACACUUGUCUUUACGAAAAUGAAGUAAGUCAAGCCAAUUCAACAAUGCAUUUAAGAAUUGAACAUGAACCAAUCGUUUUAAAUCAGUACAAUAAAGUUGCAACUGAUAUAAGAGAAACAGCUGAGGUAAUCUGUAGAGUUCAGGCAUAUCCAAAACCUGAAUUCCAAUGGUUAUAUGGUAAUAACCCAUCACCAUUAUCAAUGUCGUCAGAUGGUCAUUAUGAAAUACAUACAAGUUCAGAUAACAAUGAUAUUUACACAUCCGUCCUUAGAAUAAAUCAAUUGGUUCAUAAUGAUUAUGGUGACUAUACGUGUCGUGCUACAAAUUCACAAGACGCUGUGAGAACUGUCAUACGUCUUCAACAAAAAGGUAAACCAGAAAAACCAACAAAUGUUCAAGCAAAAGAAAUUGGACCAAAUUUUGUUACAUUAGUAUGGGAUUCUGGCUUUGAUGGCGGUCUAAGCAAUACAAUGAAGUUUUUUGUUGCAUAUCGUCGAGUUUCAACUCCACAAAAAGAACAAAUGAUAUCUGAUUGUGCAACAUUAGCUACAAGUAACACAGAUUGGAUGGAAUACGAUUGUCAACGUGAAAGUCCUUGUAAAAUUCAACCAUUAGAUCAACAUCAAAGUUAUGCUUUUAAAGUAAAAGCACGUAACGCUAAAGGUGAAUCGGAAUUUUCGCAUGAAGUUUUAACAACAACAAAAGUUAGUAAAAUUCCACCGCCAUUGCAUGUCACAUUCGAUCCAAAUUCAAGAACAUUAGGUAUAAAUGUUGGAGCAACAUGUUUAGCAUUAAUUGCUGUAGUUGAAACCUUAAUUAAUCGUGAUACACCAUCAGCAGCAUGGGAAAUUGUUGAUACAGUACAAUUACAAGUUUCUGGUAAUGGACCAACAUUUAAGGAAACAGUUAUACAUCAUUUAGCGAUUCCACGUCGUUCUGGUAAUGCCAGAUCUUUAGGUAGCUUAGUAUUAGAAGAUGAUGUACCAAUGGCAUUGGAAGAUGAUAUGGGACCAACAGUUCGUGUUAAAUUAUGCCUAAAAUCAAAUAACGAGCAUUGCGGUGAUUAUGCAGAAGCUGAGAUUGGAUCAUCUUAUAUAGCUGAAGCAUCAGCAUUACCAAUACCAACAUUAAUAGCAAUUAUUGUUUCCUGUAUAGUAUUUGCCCUAUUUGUUGGACUAUUACUAAUGUUCUGCCGUUGUAAGCGUAAUCAAUCAAAGAAAAGUGCUGCUGCAAAAGAUUACGAAAUGGAUUCAGUUAGACCAUCAAUUGUUGCCCAACAAAAUCAAGCACCACCACCAUACUAUCCAGCUAGUGGUUUAGAUAAUAAAGCACUUGAACAUUCAAUGGAUUUAGCACUCAGUAUGGAAGAUCAAAAGACUGCUGUCUAUGCAUCGCAGAAUGGUUUUAGUUAUCAUCCAAAUACUGGAAUUCAAGUGCCUCAGCAUACAAUACCAGGAAAUGAAUGGGUUAAUAUGAGCUACAUAGAAAAUAGUUAUUCAAAUUCAAAUAAUGGUGGUAGCGUUAAUUCACAAGAUUCAUUAUGGCAAGUUAAAAUGUCAGCAGCAGCUGGUAAUCAAACAAAUUUGGUGCCAUCUCAUAAUUUUGUUGAUAGACAACCAUCAUAUGGUUAUGAUCCAUUAACGCAUGGUGGUUAUGGUGCUGUUGAUGAUUAUGCACCAUAUCCACAUUUAACAACAACAUCAAGUCAACAUGGUGAUGAAUAUCAUAAUAUGAGAAAUAGUCAAAAUCCAUCCAGACAAGAUUAUUGUAGUGAUCCAUAUGCAUCAGUACAAAAACCAAAGAAAAGAGUUGAUCAACAUUUAGAUUCACCAUAUCACGAUGUAAGCGGUUUACCUGAUCCCUAUAUGGAACAAAUGGAGCAGGAUGAUACAAAACCACCACAACAACAUAUGUCACUUAGUUAUGAUGAAAAUUUGGAAAGUGGUUAUUCAACACCGAAUUCAAGAAAUCGUCGUGUCAUAAGGGAAAUUAUAGUCUGAAAAUAUAAUAUUCAGGGUGCAUUCUUAACAUCUCCUUCUCUUUUUUUCACUAUUUUAGUAUAAUAUUUUUUUUUUUAACGUACACAAAACUAAAUUUAAAUUACAAUUAUUAUUUUACACAAUAAUUUUAAGUAUAUAAGAGAAAAAGUAUAAUUAAAUAAAAUAAAAUUGUAAAGAGAAAAAGUAAAAUC
Messenger RNA from Condylostylus longicornis, 3998 nucleotides. RefSeq names its product hemicentin-1-like. Lineage: Eukaryota; Metazoa; Arthropoda; Insecta; Diptera; Dolichopodidae. Gene Ontology annotation, molecular function: cell adhesion molecule binding. Bases 1 to 3807 code for a protein of 1268 amino acids. Gene Ontology annotation, biological process: cell-cell adhesion. The transcript is spliced from 8 exons. The record is from RefSeq and is a predicted model, not a curated record. Gene Ontology annotation, cellular component: cell-cell junction.